AUGUUUCCAUUCUCAGGAACUACCAUCCGGACUACAACUCUCACUCCCAAACCGAUCUGCGAGGACCAGCUGGACGAAUACGAACACGUCCAGGUUGCUCGUUACAACUACCCGGAGAACCCAACACAGUUGAUCCUCCCCACGGAGUGGUGGAGGCCAACCACCCCAGCCAGCUAUGAAAAUCCCUACGUUGGCUCACAUCUAGAAGUGCGCUUCACUCCCAAUGCACGGGUCACCUACGUGACCGUGGACAACGACCAGGACACCUCGAUGACCAUUCAGCUCAGUUUCCAGUACUCGCCAGACGGGCAGCACUUUGGCACCAUCGACAACGGCUACGAGGCCAUUUUCACCGGCAAGACAGGAGAGAGAAUCGCCCUGCCGGACAACGUCCCUUACAUGGUGGUUUUGUGGGUGUUCGUGGUAGAGAGUACAAGUAUACCGGACGGCAUGGGGUUCAAGGUGACGCUCUACGGCUGUGAGAAGCCCGUAUCAACCCUGCCCCCGCCGACCACCACAGCGCCGGCUCUCAUCACCACCACCGAGGUGUGCGUGGACGACCUGGAUGUCUACGGCUCCCUGUCCGUCCUGCGGUUUGACUCCGUCUCGGAGACUCAGUAUCCACCCAACACUCCCUGGAGUCCGAUCAUCGCCAACACGGACGACGCGCCCUACGGUGGCGCGGCGCUGGUAGUUUUCUUCAUUCCCAGCGUCCAAUUGACCUACUUCGUCAUCCAGAGCAUUGCUUCGGGCGUCAGCCAAGUCAAGGUGGCCAUCAAAGUGAAACUGCCCAAUGAGGAUAGGUUUAGCGAAGUCAACUGGGACGUCGGCAGCCGCGUGCUAAGCGUUACCUUCGGGGAAAGGAUAUAUUUGCCAUCGGCCAUCCAAUACGUCAGCGGUAUCCAGAUCCAUAUCAUUUCGUCAAACACUGAAGACAGCUACCUUUUCAAAUUCCACGGCUGUGCAGCACCAGAAUUCACGACUCCGUUGACUACUCGGGUAACUACCCAAGAGCUGACCACGACUCGGGAGCCCUGCACGGAUAACUUAGACAACUACCAGCCGGUCAUCGUCAUCCGAAUCGACAUGGACACCGUCACUUACAUCCACCAGGACACCGGCUUCAAGCCGGACGACCCACCGUCGGAGGACAAUCCGCACAACGGGUCCCACGUGUUGGUCGUCUUCUGGCCGGCUGCCGAAGUGAGGUAUUUCACUGUGACGGCCGAGCACGGGAACCAAAAGGAAGUGACUCUCGCUUUGAGCUUCAAGGAGAGUGAGCCCGACGAUACCAUCCCUGUGUAUAACGAAGACGGGUCGCCGAUCUUCAACGUUCAGUCUGGUGCUAAGGUGCCGUUUCCAACUAACGUGACUUACGUUUUCCACCUGAAAGUUUACAUCAUCGACCCUAAUCCCAGCAGCGUAUUUCUCUUCACCUUCUACGGCUGCGAGCAGAUACUGCCAACCACUACUCCACCUGUCGUGACAACCACGGCUCCAGUGACAACGCCGACGGUUACAGAACCUGUAACGGGCGUGUUGAACCAUACCGCAGCACUAACCACAAGAGCACCAUGCAUUUUAAAUUGCUUUUGCAAUGAGGACUGUUACGGUGAUGUGACAUGUGCCCCGGACUUUUCGCCGUGCCCCCUGAACUGUUAUUGUGAUAACGAGGGUAACAAACCAGAUUCCUUGGGCCGCUGCGUCACUGGACCGACUGGUUGCUCCACCGUUGCUCCGACUGCCACUGGUCCUGUUUGUGAGACCGGAGCAACAAUGAUUCCAGAUGACUGCCAGACGUGUGAGUGUAUUGACAACGAGUAUGUCUGCCACAAGGACUGCCACAAAAUCUGUGCCGAUGAUGAAGAACUUGUUGAAUACGACGAUCCACUUUUAUGUUGCGAGUGUAUCAGAUGCAAUGACUCUUACGCGCACUCCGAGGAACCAGAAUGCUGCCAAAAUGUCACUAACUGCCAAAUACCACCAGAAGACUCUGGAUCCGAGUAUUGCAACGCUUGUAAGCCACCAUAUGCCUUCAACGGCACUCACUGUGUCUUACCCAUCAACUGCCCUUGUUACACUGAAGAUGGAUUUUACCAGAAUGGUGAAAGUUGGGAUAAGAGCUCCUGCCAAACGUGCGAGUGCGUAGACAACAGCAUCGUCUGCAGCAACAAAACGUGUGAUGUGGUCUGCGGACCGGACGAAACAGUAGCCCCUCCAGAUGAUGAUCACGAAUGCUGCUUCUGCAAACCGUGCGUCGGAUGCUACUAUGUGCCGCAAGAAAGAUGCUACGAAGUAAACUCUACUUGGCAUGACGACCUGUGCCGUGAGUGUUCAUGUGAGAGUCCCACACCGAACGAGUACUUCAUGAAAUGCUUCACCAUCGAGUGUCCCGAUCUCACCUGCCCACCUGGCUAUGUGAUUGUACAUGACGAUGACGAGUGUUGCCCUAAAUGUGAAAUAGAGUGUCCCAAUGCGCAUCUCUGCAACUCAUAUGACUGCAUCCCCGACAAAUGGCUGUGCGAUGGGGAGGAAGAUUGUACAAAUGGAAACGACGAAUUAAAUUGUGCCACAACCGGACCUCCCCCUACCACAGCAAAGACUACAACACCGCGACCAAUAACAACUGUUCCAACCACUGUGGCGUUCACUACUCAUGCUCCAACAACGACAGAAAUAUUACCGACAACACAGCCAACUUGUCCGGACGGUCAGGGGCCUAACGACUGUGCCAAUCUGUGCCGACAGCAGGCGUGUAACGACGAUCCUUGCUACACCAAUCAGGUGGUCUAUGGCAACACGGUGUUGUGCUGCGAGUGCCUCAACAACACCGUGUACAACGGCGUCGAUUGCGUCGCACCGGAGAAAUGUCCCUGUGUCGACGAGGACGGAGUGACUCAUGGGCCAAAUGAAGAGUGGCAGGGAAGUGGCUACUGUCAGCUGUGCCGAUGUGUGUCUAACAGGAUUCUGUGCUACGAUGACGUCACGUCCCCAGGUUGUGUGCCUACGACCAUAAUGCCUACGAGCGGACUGUCUACGGCAACAAACUUCCGGACGACAACUGUUUCCAUAACGACCGGGGCAGUGACUGAAACCACAACAGAGUUUGUUUCCACCGUUACUCCCGCAUAUUGUUACGACGACAUGGAGACCAUCGCCGGCCUGACCGUCCGCUUCUAUGACUCUGAGAGCGGUUCCGAGAUCCCCAGUGGUGCACCCUGGCCCUCCACGGGCGAGACCGGCUCCCAUCUGAUAGUUACCUUCUCUGAACCGACGAGGAUCAACCAGCUUCUCUUCACCACCGUCUCGGGCGACGGCGUGAGGGUCAAGAUUGGGGUGACCUUUCGACCUGGGGACCCGACCGCGGUCGACACCUACCUGUUCGGCGGGCAACCCCAGUUGCUGAACUCCGGGGAGAGGCUGGACAUACCGACGGAGCCUGCUGUGACCAACGUCUACUCCAUGCGUAUAAUAUUCUACAAUACUGAUGCGCAGAUUGUGAAACUGUUCGGCUGUGCCGAAAGAGUUACAACAACAACUGUAUCAACGACAUCUGAGACUUCUACUGUGACUCACAUUACGACUCCCAAUUUUUGCGCGACAAAGUGUGUGUGCGAUCUGGACUGCGAAGGUCAAAUCGACGACGACCAGUGUCCCUACGUGGUCCCAGAACAUUGCAUUGGCUGCAUUGGCUGCCCUGAUGGUACCAAACCAUGGGGCGCAUAUUGUGUGCGGCCCCCAGAUAGGGAGGAGUGUAUGACCACGCUUAAAAUGACAACUACCCAAAGCACCACACCCGAAGUGACCACAGAAGAAGAGACGACAAUUGCAACCACGCAAGCACCAACAACUGAAAAAACAACAGCUGCUCCAACAACUACUGAAGCCGCAACGACUACUGCAGCUCCAACGACUGCUGCAUCUCCAACGACUGCUGCAGCUACGACACCAACCGGUCCCACAACACCAAAAGGGAUCUGCGAUUAUGAUCUAGACACCCUUGGCAAUUUGACUGUCAGAAGAUACGACACCGACAACCCUGCAACGGACAUCCUUCCUAAAGAGCCGUGGGAGUCCACAAUACCCAAUGGUCCCGAAUUCAUCAUUGCUUUCUCCAAAGCAACCGAGAUAACCCAACUGGAGAUCACCACAGACAACGGCCACAAGGUUAUCGUAGAGAUCGGAUUUUCCAAGUCUCGGAACCCCAACAUUAUCGAUUACCCCUUGUAUGGUGGCAUGGCAGUGGAAGUGAAUUCCGGGGAGAGGCUGGAUGUUGUGCCUUCGGUGAAAGACGUGUACUUCAUUCAUUUCAGCUUUUACACUCAGGAGUUCCAAACAUUCCAGGCGUAUGGUUGCUUAAUAGAAGGUGGUGGAGGAGACUGUCCACCCAAAGCAAGAUGCCUGUGCACUGGGGAUUGUCGGGGUUAUAAUGUGGACCCUAGCUGUCCGGACGAUCCCAGCGAGAACUGCACUAAUCCGUGCUGUAAGGAAGCUAACACAUUGAUGUGCUUCAGGGAUUGCCCGGACGGUUAUUCUCUCAAAGGCGAAUAUUACUGUGUAAGAAAACCCUCAACAUGUACGACACCUCCCCAAACACCUUCUGCACCACCCACCACCACGGCCGCCUUAACAACGACGCCCGCCGUAACAACGGCGAGACUAACCACGCGGCAAACAACGUCAAUAAUUUGUGAUGAGUCGUGUGUCUGUCAACUUGACUGCUACGGAUUGGUUGAGGAUGCAAAUUGUCCGAACACCGUGCCUGACUACUGCACUCGCUGUAUCAGCUGUCCCGAGGGCACACAGAAGAGCCAGACGGGAACAUUUUGCGUAAGACCCAAACCGCCAGAGCUUUGCGCUACUACAAAAGUUCCAACCACCCCCAUACCUACAACUGUGGCACCGACGACGCUAGCACCUACAACUCUGGUUCCAACUACCACUGCACCUACAACUAUCUUGACCACUACACCUUUGGUUACCACAAUACAGACAACUACGGUGCAAACAACUAGAGUAAUUUGUGAUGAGUCGUGUGUCUGUCAACUUGACUGCUACGGAUUGGUUGAGAAUGCAAAUUGUCCGAACAACGUGCCUGACUACUGCACUCGCUGUAUCAGCUGUCCCGAGGGCACACAGAAGAGCCAGACGGGAACAUUUUGCGUAAGACCCAAACCGCCAGAGCUUUGCGCUACUACAAAAGCUCCAACCACUCCAGCACCAACAACGCUAGCACCUACAACGCUAGCACCUACAACGCUAGCACCUACAACUCUAGCACCAACUACCACUGCACCUACAACAAUCGUGACCACUACACCGUUGGUUACCACAACACAGACAACUACGGUGCAAACAACUAGAGCAAUUUGUGAUGAGUCGUGUGUCUGUCAACUUGACUGCGAUGGUUUGGUCGAGGAUUUGAAUUGUCCAAAUAACGUGCCGGACUACUGCACUCGCUGUAUCAGCUGUCCCGAGGGCACACAGGAGAGCCAGACAGGGACAUUUUGCGUUAGACCCAAACCGCCGGAACUUUGCGUUACAACAAAAGCCCCAACCACCCCAGCCCCUACAACGCUAGCACCUACAACGCUAGCACCUACAACACUAGCACCUACAACGUUAGCACCUACAACGCUAGCACCCACAACGCUAGCACCUACAACGCUAGCACCUACAACGCUAGCACCUACAACGCUAGCACCAACAACUCUAGCACCUACAACUCUGGCACCAACUACCACUGCACCAACAACAAUUGCGACCACUACCCCUUUGGUUACCACAACACAGACAACCACGGUGCAGACAACUAGAGGAAUUUGUGAUGAGUCGUGCGUCUGUCAACUUGACUGUUACGGUUUCGUUGAGGAUUUGAAUUGUCCAAAUAACGUGCCUGACUACUGCACUAGUUGUUUAAGCUGUCCCGAGGGCACACAGAAGAGCCAGACAGGAACAUUUUGCGUUAGACCCAAACCGCCAGAACUUUGCGUUACCACGGAAGCCACAACUACUGAGGCACCUACGACUGCAGCACGGACUACCACUGCGCCGAAAACCACAGAAGUAACCACUGAAGUGAUAACUACAGUUGCCCCCACAACAAGAGAAGUGACAACUACCGCGGUGCCAACAACCACGGAAGAGGUCACAACAACAAUCAGGACAACUACUCCUGAGGCAACUACGACACAGGCAACCACUGUACAGACAACUACAGAAGAGGCCACUACCACAAUUGUUACAACGCAGGUCACGACAACUGAAUCAACUACAGCGGCGCCGACAACCACGACGGAGGCCACAACUACCGCUGUGAUAACCACAACACCAGAAGUGACUACCACUGAGUCGACUACUCGCGCUGUGACAACUACUGAAGCAACUACUACAGUUCCUGGUACGACUACUGAAGCAAAAACUACUCGUUUGACAACGACCGAGGCACCUACCACCACCGAACAGCCAACAACCACAGUAGAGGAGACCACUACAAUUGUCACGACAACUCCCAAAGUGACAACAACGGUGCAAACAACAACGGCUGCCACUACUAGAAUAGAAACCACCAAAGAAGAAACCACGAUUGCUACAACACGGGCAGUCACAACGGUUCCUUUGACAACCACUGAGGCACCAACCACUGAGGAAGUUACAACUACGGCCGUUAUCACAACGACACCAGAGGCAACCACAGCUGAACAGACAACUACUUCAACCACAACAAGAGCUCCAACUACAACUGAGGCCCCGACAACCAUAGAGAAAACAACAACCAGGAGGACAACCACUGAGGCACCUACAACCACUGCCCAACGCACAACAACCGAGGAAGUCACCACAACAGCUGUGACAACAACACCUGAGGCAACCACAGUAGAGACAACCACGGUGCAAUCAACUACUGUUGCUCCAACAACUGAGGAGACAACUACAACUGUCAUCACAACUACCCAGACAACAAGAGCCCCAACCACCACUGCUGCACCUACAACCACUGAGGUUGUGACUACCACUGCUGUGCAUACAACCACUCCACAGGCAACAACAACAGAGGAGACAACUACAGUAAGGACCACCACAGAAGCUCCAACCACAGAAGCCUCAACGACAGUUGAGAGGACAACCACUCGCGUUACAACCACUGAGGCACCUACAACCACUGCCCAACCCACUACCACUGAGGAAGUCACUACAACGGUUGUGACCACCACACCUGAAGCAACUACAACAGAGACAACCACUGUGCAAUCAACUACCGAGGCUCCAACAACUGAGGAGGCAACAACAACCGUUGUAACAACCACCCAGACUACAAGAGCCCCAACUACCACUGCUGCACCCACAACCACUGAGGUUGUGACUACCACUGCUGUGCAGACAACCACACCACAGGCAACAACCACAGAGGAGACAACUACAGUGCGGACCACCGCAGAGGCUACAACCACAGAAGCCCCGACAACAGUUGAGAGAACAACCACCCGUGUGACAACUUCUGAAGCACCUACAACCACUGGCCAACCAACAACCACCGAGGAAGUUACAACGGUCCUUGUCACGACUACACCUCAAGCAACCACAACGGAGACAACAACUAUUCAGACAACCACAGAGGCUCCAACAACUGAGGAAGCAACAACCACAGUUGUCACAACUGUUCAGACUACAAGAGCCCCAACAACCACUGCUGAACCAACAACCACUGAGGUUGUGACAACCACUGCUGUGCAGACAACCACACCUCAGGCAACAACCACGGAGGAGACAACGACAGUGCGGACCACCGCAGAGGCUACAACCACAGAAGCCCCGACAACAGUUGAGAGAACAACCACCCGAGUGAUAACUACUGAAGCACCUACAACCACUGCCCAACCAACAACCACCGAGGAAGUUACAACGGUCCUUGUCACGACUACACCUCAAGCAACCACAACAAAGACAACAACUAUUCAGACAACCACAGAGGCUCCAACAACUAAGGAAGCAACAACAACAGUUGUCACAACCAUUCAGACUACAAGAGCCCCAACUACCACUGCUGCCCCUACAACCACUGAGGUUCUGACAACCACUGCUGUGCAGACAACCACUCCAAAGGCAACAACCACAGAGGAGACAACGACAGUACGGACCACCUCAGAGGCUACAACCACAGAGGCCCCUACAACAGUUGAGAGGCGUACAACUCAUGUCAUAACCACCGAGGCACCUACAACAACUGCCCAACCCACAACCACGGAGGAAGUCACCACAACAGUUGUGACCACAACUCCUGAAGAAACUACUACUGAGACCACAACUGUCCAGACAACAACAGAGGCUCCAACAACUGAGGAAGCAACAACCACGGUCGUCACAACUACCCAGACUACAAGAGCUCCAACAACCACUGUUGCACCUACAACCACUGAGGUUGUGACUACGACUGUUGUACAGACAACAACUCCAAAGGCAACAACUACAGAGGAGACAACAACGGCGAGGGUCACCACAGGGGCAACAACAGAGGCCCCAACAACAACUGAAAGGAAAACUACUCGAGUGACAACAAGGGCGCCUACUACUGCCCCAGCAACAACCACUGCGGCACCCACAACAGCCCAACCCACAACUACUGAGGAAGUUACCACAACAAUCGUAACUACUACACCUGAGGCAACCACAACAGAGACAACCACUAUUCAAACAACCACUGUUGCUCCAACAACUGAAGAGGCAACCACGACAGUUAUAGCAACUACUCAGACGACAAGAGAACCAACCACUACUGCAGCACCUACAACCACUGAAGUUGUGUCUACCACUGCUGUACAGACAACAACUCCAAAGGCAACAACCACAGAGGAGACAACCAAAGUACAGACCACCGCAGAGGCUACAACCACAGAGGCUCCAACAACAGUUGAAAGGACAACAACUCGUGUCACAACCACCGAGGCACCUACAACCACUGCCCAACCCACAACCACGGAGGAAGUCACAACGACAGUUGUGACCACGACUCCUGAAGAAACUACCACUGAGACCACAACUGUCCAGACAACAACAGUCGCUCCGACAACUGAAGAGGCGACCACGACAGUUGUAGCAACUACCCAGACGACGAAAGUACCAACCACCACUGCGGCACCUACAACCACUAAGAUUGUGACUUCCACUGCUGUACAAACAACCACUCCUAAGGCAACAACCACAGAGGAGACAACGACAGUGCGGACCACCGCAGAGGCUACAACCACAGAGGCUCCUACAACAGUUGAGAGGACAACAACUCGUGUAACAAGCACUGAGGCACCUACAACCACUGCUCAACCCACAACCACGGAAGAAGUAACCACAAAAGUUGUAACGACUACGCCUGAGGAAACUACUACCGAGACUACCACUGCCCAGACAACAACAGAGGCUCCCACAACUGAGGAGACAACAACCACAGUUGUCACGACUACACAAACAACAAGAGCACCUACAACCACUGCUGCACCUACAACGACUGAGGUUGUGACUACCACUGUUGUGCAGACCACCACUCCACAGGCGACAACUACAGAAGAAACAACUACAGUGAGGGCCACCACAGAGGAGACAACAGAAGCCCCAACAACAACUGAAAGAAAAACCACUCGCGUGACCACUAAGGCACCAACUACCACUGCUCCGGCAACAACCACUGAGGCACCUACAGCCACGUCCCAGCCCACAACCACCGAGGAAGUCACUACAACAGUUGAGACAACAACACCUGAAGCAACCACAACAGAGGCAACCACUAUUCAAACAACUACUGUUGCCCCAACAACUGCGGAAGCAACAACAACAGUUGUCAGAACUACUCAGACUACUAGAGCUCCAACAACGACUGCUGUGCCUACAACCACUGAGGUUGUUACGACGACUGUUGUACAAACCACUACUCCAAAAGCAACAACCACAGAGGAGAUAACGACAGUAAGGGUCACCACGGAGGCUACAACUACAGAGGCCCCAACAACAGUUGAGAGGACAACUACUCGUGUGACAACCACUGAGGCACCUACAACAACUGCCCAACCCACAACCACGGAGGAGGUUACCACAGCAAUCGUGACCACUACACCUGAGGCAACCACAACAGAGACUACCACUAUCCAAACAACCUCUGUUGCUACGACAACUGAGGAGGCAACAACAACUAUAGUUGCAACCACCCAAACAACAAGAGCCCCAACCACAACAGGUGCACCAACAACCACCGAGGUUGCGACUACUACUGCUGUACGGACAACCACGCCAAAAGCAACAACCACAAAGGAGACAACCACAGCAAAAGCAACCACAGAAGCUACAACUACAGAGGCACCUACAACAACUGAAAGAAAAACCACUCGCGUGACCACUAAGGCACCAACUACCACUGCUCCGGCAACAACCACUGAGGCACCUACAACCACGUCCCAGCCCACAACCACCGAGGAAGUCACUACAACAGUUGAGACAACAACACCUGAAGCAACCACAACAGAGGCAACCACUAUUCAAACAACUACUGUUGCCCCAACAACUGCGGAAGCAACAACAACAGUUGUCAGAACUACUCAGACUACUAGAGCUCCAACAACGACUGCUGUGCCUACAACCACUGAGGUUGUUACGACGACUGUUGUACAAACCACUACUCCAAAAGCAACAACCACAGAGGAGAUAACGACAGUAAGGGUCACCACGGAGGCUACAACUACAGAGGCCCCAACAACAGUUGAGAGGACAACUACUCGUGUGACAACCACUGAGGCACCUACAACAACUGCCCAACCCACAACCACGGAGGAGGUUACCACAGCAAUCGUGACCACUACACCUGAGGCAACCACAACAGAGACUACCACUAUCCAAACAACCUCUGUUGCUACGACAACUGAGGAGGCAACAACAACUAUAGUUGCAACCACCCAAACAACAAGAGCCCCAACCACAACAGGUGCACCAACAACCACCGAGGUUGCGACUACUACUGCUGUACGGACAACCACGCCAAAAGCAACAACCACAAAGGAGACAACCACAGCAAAAGCAACCACAGAAGCUACAACUACAGAGGCACCUACAACAACUGAAAGAAAAACCACUCGCGUGACCACUAAGGCACCAACUACCACUGCUCCGGCAACAACCACUGAGGCACCUACAACCACGUCCCAGCCCACAACCACCGAGGAAGUCACUACAACAGUUGAGACAACAACACCUGAAGCAACCACAACAGAGGCAACCACUAUUCAAACAACUACUGUUGCCCCAACAACUGCGGAAGCAACAACAACAGUUGUCAGAACUACUCAGACUACUAGAGCUCCAACAACGACUGCUGUGCCUACAACCACUGAGGUUGUUACGACGACUGUUGUACAAACCACUACUCCAAAAGCAACAACCACAGAGGAGAUAACGACAGUAAGGGUCACCACGGAGGCUACAACUACAGAGGCCCCAACAACAGUUGAGAGGACAACUACUCGUGUGACAACCACUGAGGCACCUACAACAACUGCCCAACCCACAACCACGGAGGAGGUUACCACAGCAAUCGUGACCACUACACCUGAGGCAACCACAACAGAGACUACCACUAUCCAAACAACCUCUGUUGCUACGACAACUGAGGAGGCAACAACAACUAUAGUUGCAACCACCCAAACAACAAGAGCCCCAACCACAACAGGUGCACCAACAACCACCGAGGUUGCGACUACUACUGCUGUACGGACAACCACGCCAAAAGCAACAACCACAAAGGAGACAACCACAGCAAAAGCAACCACAGAAGCUACAACUACAGAGGCACCUACAACAACUGAAAGAAAAACCACUCGCGUGACCACUAAGGCACCAACUACCACUGCUCCGGCAACAACCACUGAGGCACCUACAACCACGUCCCAGCCCACAACCACCGAGGAAGUCACUACAACAGUUGAGACAACAACACCUGAAGCAACCACAACAGAGGCAACCACUAUUCAAACAACUACUGUUGCCCCAACAACUGCGGAAGCAACAACAACAGUUGUCAGAACUACUCAGACUACUAGAGCUCCAACAACGACUGCUGUGCCUACAACCACUGAGGUUGUUACGACGACUGUUGUACAAACCACUACUCCAAAAGCAACAACCACAGAGGAGAUAACGACAGUAAGGGUCACCACGGAGGCUACAACUACAGGUUAA
Molecule: messenger RNA, 12213 nt
Organism: Patiria miniata (bat star)
Lineage: Eukaryota; Metazoa; Echinodermata; Asteroidea; Valvatida; Asterinidae
Product: mucin-2-like
Exons: 67
Coding region: 1-12213 (4070 amino acids)
Molecular function (GO): protein binding
Source: RefSeq, a predicted model, not a curated record